AUGGAUUCUUUUACUUUGUCAACUAAAUUGAUUAUUCAGAAUCGAUUUAGUGAAUUUCCUGAUGAACUUCUUGAUCAAAUUUUUUCUUAUCUUCCAGCAAAGGAUAUUGUAAGAACUUCUGCAUUAUCGAAAAGAUGGCGAUGCUUGUGGACUUCCUUCAACUUCAUUAGUUUUGAUUUCGAUCCAUGGAAUGAGGAGGAGGAGGAGGCAACUAGUUUCCUGGAUUUGAUUCAAAGAGAGCUCCUCAUUCCUGACAAUGAAUGCAUAAGAAAACUUCGUCUUCACUUGGAUAUGCAUGGCCCCUUCUAUACUUAUUCCAACGUCAUGAUGCCAAUGUCAUUGGUAUCCAAAGCAGCGAAGCAUCAACUUGCAGAGCUCGACCUUUCUUUUCGACAUAUUUGGGAAUCCAGUGCAUUGUCCUUGAUCACUUCUUUGAAGUUAUAUAUGACUCCUGCUGCUCCCCCUGUAUAUAACAUUCCUACUUCCAUACGCUUUCCCAGGCUUAAAGCUUUAUAUCUUAUAUGUGCUAAAUUUCAAAACGAGCACUCCGCUCAGCUACUUUUUUCUGCUUGUCCGGUCCUUAAAGAGUUGCUUGUAGACAAAUGCUCCUGGAAUAAAAUCAAUGGCGUCACUAUCUCUAUUUUCACUCUGCAUACACUAACUAUUUACCAUCAUGUAGCUUCAAAUUAUUGUCUAAAGAUUCGUUAUUGUUCAAAUCUUCGAUUUUUUAAGUUGUGGAGUGAUUCGUUAUUCGAAAUUGAAAUCUGUAGCCUACCUUUUCCGUGUUACGCUCGGGUUGAGAUUAUGCCCUAGGGACCUUUGCACAGACAGGUUCAGCUUGCUCACUGCACACUUAAGUUAUUGGAAAGUCUUUGUCCUUCCGCCAAAUUUCUUACACUAUCACAUGGCACUCUUCAGGUACUACCAAGUUUUGAAUUUCCAUCGUUUACAUGAUUGCUCUUAGAAGAUUUUAUAUUUAAAUUCUUUCAUUCCUUGUGUUCCAAGAGCAUCUCUUGUGCAGAAAAUUUUGAUGCUGAUCAUGUUCCUAAUUUUUUCAAUUUAGCCCAUUUGAAAGUGAGUGAAGGAGAUUGUGAUUUUAGUGCAGCUGCAUUGCUGCACAUUUCUUAGAAUAUGUACUCAAGAAUGCUAAUGUUUUGGAGCGGUUUUCAGUCUUGAAGGGGAAGAGGGGAUAAGAUGUGAGUUGAGGCAGCUAGCUCAAGGGGGUUCCCCAAUUUAAGAAAUAUUCAAAGUUUCAUUUGAACAUGUAAUUUUGACUUGAAAUUAAGGUAAGAUUAA
Theobroma cacao (cacao) is the source of this 1296-nucleotide messenger RNA. NCBI's taxonomy places the organism in Eukaryota, Viridiplantae, Streptophyta, Magnoliopsida, Malvales, Malvaceae. The record is from RefSeq and is a predicted model, not a curated record.